Messenger RNA from Helianthus annuus (common sunflower), 1239 nucleotides. Its product is annotated as nodulin homeobox-like. The transcript is spliced from 10 exons. Gene Ontology annotation, molecular function: single-stranded DNA binding. Lineage: Eukaryota; Viridiplantae; Streptophyta; Magnoliopsida; Asterales; Asteraceae. Gene Ontology annotation, biological process: flower development. The record is from RefSeq and is a predicted model, not a curated record. Bases 1 to 1239 code for a protein of 412 amino acids.
AUGGAUGUUGGCAGCGGCUUUAUAGGCGAUGAACAGAAUACUUUUGAAAUGCAGCAACUUGAUUUAUUUUCUGCUGUCAAAAAGCUUCAUGUAUUAAGUUCUAAAGAUCUUGGCAAGCUAAUAAGAGAUGCCAAAAAUGGUAUCAUUAAAUAUACUAUAAAUGGAUCAUCUUUUGAGAUAAAUGUGGAAAAUCUAGGAAGACCUCUUGUUAAGUGGUUUAAAGUUUUUGUUGAAGAUAUGGUUGUACAAGAAGAGAUGCUUAAUUCCAUAUUUAGCAUGAUUCGUGUUCUUAGUCAGUUAGGAAAGAAAAUUAAUGGUCUAAGCCAAAUGGUCCUGUACUCAGCGCUGUUGUCUAAUAGUAUGUAUUUACUUAAAGCCUUCAUUUCGUCAGAGUGGAAAGACAUCGCUGAUGUUCUACUUGCACAUCCUGAGGUUGUCGACUUCACAACGGCAGCUCUUACUGCUGUCCGUUUAACUAUUAAUCUUCUUCAAGCGAAGCCGACAACACAGUGUAUUAACUCUCGCAUGCAGCCCAAUAAUGAAGUCUACUGUCUCUUCCAUCUUUGUGAAUCUUCUGUGCAGUUUAUUCAAUCACUAUGCAAACAACUGUUAUUUCGGGAGCGCCUCGUUGAAAAAAAGGAACUAUGUGGAGGAGGUGCUGUUUUUCGGUUGGUUCAAGACACCUUAAACCUGCCACAGCAUGAUGAUCCAUUUCUUGAAAGUGUGGUUAAUAGGCUUAAAGCAAAAGUUUUAUCUAUCAUGCUACUUCUUUGUCAAGCCGAAAGCUCAUCUUUCAUGGAUAUGGCUUCCAGCACCCCUCAAGGCAAGGGUUUUGCUCAGGUGAUUGAAGAGCUAGAUAUGAUGUGUGAUGGGGAUUUGAAAAGCCAAACAAAUGGACUUUUGCUAAUUAAUGCAAUGAAGCUAACAGAAGUAUUCUCUGGUGCUUCUGGAUUCAAAACUUUCACAGUCCAUAACUUGACAGAACUUUUGACCCGAGUGCUUUCACAGCCUCAAAGAGAGUUCUUAUCCACUUGGUGUUCCUAUGAUCCUGAGCCUGCUGAAGAGGAGAUUGUUGUGGAUUUUAAUCCCACAUUAGCAGCUGGACAUGUAUUGGGUUUGACCUCAGAAUUCAACGUCCAACAUUCUACUUGGAGUAACUGUCAGGCUCCUCAUGUUGGGAAACAAGCGGUCUCAAAGAAUCCCAACAACCCUCCCAAAGCUAACAAUAGAGAAAUAUAA